Molecule: messenger RNA, 3274 nt
Organism: Anarrhichthys ocellatus (wolf-eel)
Lineage: Eukaryota; Metazoa; Chordata; Actinopteri; Perciformes; Anarhichadidae
Gene: rad51d
Product: RAD51 paralog D
Exons: 11
Coding region: 376-1377 (333 amino acids)
Biological process (GO): telomere maintenance; double-strand break repair via homologous recombination; reciprocal meiotic recombination
Cellular component (GO): replication fork; Rad51B-Rad51C-Rad51D-XRCC2 complex; microtubule organizing center
Molecular function (GO): single-stranded DNA binding; four-way junction DNA binding; ATP-dependent DNA damage sensor activity
Source: RefSeq, a predicted model, not a curated record
CUACACUACCCCAAAUGCAUUGCGAGAGCACUUUACUACGGCAAGCAGGAGGAGGAAGUUGAAGCCUUCGCAUAUUGAUGUAACGUUAAAGCAAGUCGAAAAAGUUUGGUAAAAGCGUCAGUCUGUCAAAAGUAAAUACGGUAAGGGUUUUUUAACAUCGGUAACUUUCGGGAAAGCCAUUUAUUACUGUCUUCAGCGGCCACGCAGGCAGAACAAGUUGGUUAUAUCGUCAAUUCUACGUUAGCAGCAAAGCUAAAAACAACUGUAGCUAGCAGCAGCUCGUAAAGCUAGCUAGCUACCUCACUUCCGCCUUCUUCUUUAAGCGCAAAUAUUUAAAGUUUUCACGUGAACCAGCAGUUGAAAAAAUGCAACAACAUGGUCGUCUUAAGAGAAGGAAUGUGUCCUGGACUGGAUGAGGAUUUAGUCCGUGACCUGCGUGCUGCUGGUAUUACAACAGUGGAGGACGUGGUCUCAUCUGACAUUGAGGAACUUGCUCAGAGAUGCACUGUGUCAUAUAAGGCUCUGUUUGCCAUCCGCCGAGUGCUGCUGGCCCAACACACGGCGUUCCCCGUGUCAGGCGCUGAUCUAUAUGAAGAACUAUUGCGCUCGACAGCCAUCCUCUCCACUGGAAAUCCCAGCUUAGAUAAGCUGCUGGAUUCCGGCUUGUAUACUGGAGAGAUAACGGAGCUGUCUGGAGGCCCGGGAAGUGGCAAAUCUCAGGUGUGCUUCGGCGUGGCAGUGCACAUUUCCUACCAGCUCAAACAGAGCGUUAUAUUUAUCGAUACGACAGGAGGGCUGACUGCCAGCCGCUUGCUUCAGAUGCUGCAAGCUGAAACCAGUAACACAGAAGAGCAGAUGGCGGCUCUUCAGAGGAUCCACAUCUUCCGUUUGUUCAACGUCUUCUCUCUACUCGACUGUCUGUACGGUCUUCGUGGUGGCAGACUUCAGCAGGCGUGUGUUGGCGGCGGCUCUGUCAAGGCGGUGAUCGUGGACUCGGUGUCAGCUGUUAUCGCUCCUCUACUGGGAGGCAAACAAAAUGAAGGCAUGUCCUUGAUGAUACAAGUGGCAGGAGUUCUUAAGACAAUGGCAAAGGACUUCAAUGUGGCUGCUCUGGUUACAAACCACGUCACGAGAAGUGUCGGCGGGGAGGUGCAGCCGGGCCUCGGUGUGUCGUGGAGUGACAUCCCCAGAACCAGGAUCCUGCUGGAGCGAGAAGAGAGGGCCGCGGACAUCAGCCACUCAAGUGUUCGCUCUGCAACGCUGAUCAAGUCCUCGAGACGGCCUUGUCACAUCAGAGAGGAGUUUGACUUGCAGUGGUGGAGUCGCUCUAAAGAAGGCUCCUCAGGGAAGAGGAAACGGGAUGAGACUGAUUCCUGAUGAGAGCUGACUGUACGUCUCUACCCAAAGGGAGGUACAAUCCGCCUCUUGCGGAUACAUUCCCAGAUCCAUCCGGGUGACACUCUCUGGGCCUGGCUGUCUUCUGCAGGUCCAGCCAGCGUGUGUGUGGCGGAGGAAAUGUCAUAAUCCGGUACGACGUCGCCAUCAUACGCCACGAAGUACCGCUUGAGCUUGUGAAAGUCCUGCACUGAGACGGGCAGGAACAGCUUCACCCCACUGAAGAUGUCCAGCAGCGUCUGCAGGAAACACAGUCAGCAGUACACAUGUUCAACAUCUGCAUUUCAUUUAGAAUACUAUUCAACUGAAACUCAAGCAACGUGUAGUACAACUUUAUUUUUAUUAACCGAGUUUAGACAUGAGCCAUUAAACCCUACGAAGGCAAUGGAAGUGUGAAUAUGUUGGAACUCGAUGACCUGCGACCUGUUGGUGACGUACCUUGUCAUUACUUGGCUCCAGCAGUGUAGCGGUUGGCUUCAUUUUGCUUUGUCCAUUACUGUGGACACUUUCACUCUUCUUCACCUGACAGGAAACAGAACAAUGACAAUUCAGACCAUGCAGCUCUAGAUUGCUGUAAUGAUGCAUCCGUCGCGUGUGUGUGUGUGCAGUAAAUACCUUUUUCGCACUGGGUGCUUCUGACCCAGGAGUCCUCGGCUGGGAUUUUACCACCUUUGUUUUGGGUGUGCUGCUGUCUGUGAAUGUUGAUGAUUGACGAAAUAAAGAGGCAGUUGCAAAACUGAAAUCACACUCGGGUCAAUCAUUUUGGCUGUCCAAUGUCCAGUCCACCGACCAUCUCUAUCUGCGUGACUAUUUUCGACAGGCUUAUGGUAAAGUAUUUCGAAAAAAGUCAUCGUAUAGAAUGUCGAAAACAUUGUUUUUUCGACAUACUAUACUAUGACUUCUGCUGUACUGUAUAUACUAUUCUCUGACAUUGUACAGGUAAGAUGAAUAGCAAACAUCAUGCCUCAUGACAAUUGUGUUGAACCUUUAAAAGUAAACCUUUGCAUAAGCAUUACUUUGUACUGUAAAAAACAAUGAUGAAUAUUAAAACACAGAAACUGGUGCAGCACAGUUCACGGCCUCCCCAUGAUGCCGCUCGUUUGUGUACUUACUGGUCUUCUUGGGUGGAGGUCCACGGGACGAGGGUGACGGGGAGCUUCCUCCACUGUCCCCUCCUGAGGAGCCCUUGUCAUCGUUGGAUGUAGACGGUCCGGCUGUCACUUUAAAGUCACAGUUCUCCUUCGAUAUGCGGAAGAGGUCCUAAGCACAGUGACGGAAAGACCACGUGAGCUUCAGCCAAGAGACGUUGUAUUUUGUGUCACAACAGAUUGAAGUACUGUGUUGCAUUUAAAUACUUGUGUUUUACUGCCUCAGUUAAUUUGCCAAUGUUUGUUUAAAGUAACCAACAAGCAUUCCCAGAACAUAUACUUUAGGUAUUCAGUAACAUCUCAUUGAAACCUGUUGGUUAAUGGUUAACCAUCUCCCAUGGGGCCUUCAGUUAACUACGUUUAAAUCAUGUCCUUGAAUGAGCAGUAUCCCAUCAAAAUAAAGUGUCUAUGGUUUGAUUUUUCUCUGGAAUAACUCUACAUUAUUAAACCCCCAUGCAUCAGACCACGGCCUGUGUAUUUGAAUAGAAAGGGUGAUAUCCUACUUUAAGCUGGUCCAGGUUUGUGGCAGUCUUCCAGUCCUUGUCAUCACGGAUGCGCGUCAUUCGGGGAAAGCGGAUGGAGAUGCCGUCAGCGGUGUGCAUUUCUGAUUUGGAGAACUCUGCGCCUGUGAUCUCCCAGACAGGUGCUUGCUGCAGCAGAGGAAAAAUAAAGGACGAGUUCUAUGAACGCGUUUCCAUAGAAGUAAAAAGCAAUUCUAACUUCUGUUCAGA